Terrapene triunguis (Three-toed box turtle) is the source of this 5061-nucleotide messenger RNA. It is a transcript of the gene ATAD2B, whose product is annotated as ATPase family AAA domain containing 2B. Lineage: Eukaryota; Metazoa; Chordata; Testudines; Emydidae. The transcript is spliced from 28 exons. Gene Ontology annotation, biological process: positive regulation of transcription by RNA polymerase II. Gene Ontology annotation, molecular function: ATP binding; chromatin binding; ATP hydrolysis activity. The record is from RefSeq and is a predicted model, not a curated record. Gene Ontology annotation, cellular component: nucleus. Bases 161 to 4480 code for a protein of 1439 amino acids.
GUAAUGGCGGCCAGUUAGUGUGUGACUGAGCCGAGAAGACGGCGGCGAACUCGGCGCGCUCGGCGUGUCUCUCUGCCCGGCCGCCCCGCUCCCCGGGAGGAGGCGCCCCGCAGCCCUCCCUCCGCGGCGGCGGCUCCGCGUGUCCGCCUUCGCCGGGGCCAUGGUGAACACCAGGAAGAGCUCCCUGCGCCCCCUGGGCAAAGCGGCGGCCGCGGCGGCCGGAGCCGGCAGCCAUUUCAUCUCGUCCCGGACCCGCUCCUCCAAGAGAGGCACCAAGGCCGGGCUAGAGGAGGCGGCGGCGGCCCGGAAAGAUGAAGGUAGUGAUGGUAGUUUGAGUGAUAGCCACAUAUCCCCUCCAGCCAAACGUACCUUGAAACAUGCUGAUCCUGUGUGCAAAGACAAAUCAAAAUCACGCAAUACUGGGCAGCGAGAGGAAUGGAGCAUUUCAGCUGGACAGUCCAGGUUAACGUCUCAGGCUGGUGCUACAUUACCAACUGGACGUAGCUUAUCUCUCAAAAGCCAUCCCCUUCGAGGGGAAAAAAAGGGAGAUGGGGACCAUGGUUGCAUAAACGGAGAUAUAGAAGUGAGAAAAAGUUGUCGGUCCAGGAAAAACAGAUUUGAAACUUUGAAUCAGAGUUUAUUGUUUGAUCAGCUAGUGAACAGUACUGCUGAAGCUGUACUACAAGAAAUGGACAAUAUUAACAUCAGGCGGAAUAGGAGGUCUGGAGAAGUAGAACGGCUGCGAAUGUGGACAGACACAGAAUUUGAAAACAUGGACAUGUAUUCUCGAGUGAAGAGAAGGCGGAAAUCACUGAGAAGAAAUAGCUAUGGAAUUCAGAACCAUCACGAAGUGUCCACUGAAGGGGAAGAAGAAGAAUCUCAAGAGGAAGAUGGAGAUAUAGAAGUAGAAGAGGCAGAAGGAGAAGAAAAUGAUCGACCUUAUAAUCUAAGGCAAAGAAAAACUGUGGAAAGGUACCAGGCACCUCCAAUAGUGCCGGCUCAUCAAAAAAAGAGGGAAAAUGCACUGUUUGAUAUUCACAGAUCUCCUGCAAGAAGAAGCCAUAUCAGGAGAAAGAAACAUGCCAUUCAUAGCAGUGAUACAACCUCUUCAGACGAAGAACGCUUUGAAAGGAGAAAGUCUAAGAGCAUGGCCAGAGCAAGGAACAGAUGUCUGCCUAUGAAUUUCAGAGCAGAAGACUUAGCCAGUGGAAUCCUGCGAGAACGAGUAAAAGUUGGUGCAAGUUUGGCAGAUGUUGAUCCAAUGAUUCUUGACAAAUCGGUUCGUUUUGAUAGCAUAGGUGGAUUGAGCCAUCAUAUCCAUGCAUUAAAGGAAAUGGUAGUGUUUCCUCUUCUCUAUCCAGAAAUCUUUGAAAAAUUCAAAAUACAGCCACCAAGGGGCUGUUUGUUCUAUGGUCCUCCUGGAACAGGUAAAACCUUGGUAGCUAGAGCUCUAGCUAAUGAAUGCAGUCAAGGAGACAAAAAGGUGGCUUUCUUUAUGAGAAAAGGAGCAGACUGUCUCAGCAAGUGGGUUGGUGAAUCUGAACGGCAACUUCGUCUCCUCUUCGAUCAGGCAUACUUGAUGAGACCUGCUAUAAUCUUCUUUGAUGAAAUAGAUGGUUUGGCCCCAGUUCGUUCUAGUAGACAAGACCAGAUUCACAGCUCUAUAGUGUCUACCCUACUUGCCCUCAUGGAUGGACUGGAUAAUAGAGGAGAAAUUGUCGUAAUUGGUGCUACAAACAGACUUGAAUCUAUAGACCCUGCACUCAGGAGACCUGGUCGUUUUGACAGGGAAUUUCUUUUCAACUUGCCUGAUCAAAAGGCAAGAAAGCACAUUUUACAAAUUCAUACCAGGGACUGGAACCCCAAACUGUCAGAUCCUUUCUUGGGGGAGCUAGCUGAAAAAUGUGUUGGGUACUGUGGAGCUGACAUAAAAGCACUUUGCACUGAGGCUGCCUUGAUUGCCUUGCGACGGCGCUAUCCUCAGAUUUACGCGAGCAGUCAGAAACUGCAGCUUGAUGUUUCUUCAAUAGUUCUCAGCGCACAAGAUUUUUACCAUGCAAUGCAGAAUAUUGUGCCUGCUUCCCAACGUGCCGUGAUGUCUUCAGGACAUGCACUAUCCCUUGUCAUAAGGCCGCUGCUGGAAAGAACCUUCAGUAACCUCCUGGUGGUUUUACACAAAGUAUUUCCCCAUGCUGAAUUUAGUCAAGGUGACAAAAGAGAAGAUGCACCAAGUCUAAUAUUAGAUGAUAGUGAAGAUGAAAAUGCUUCAAUUUUUGAGACAGGCUGUCACUCAGGAUCACCAAAGAAACAGUCGUCAGCUGCUAUACAUAAACCCUACCUUCAUUUUACAAUGUCAGCUUACCACCAGCCAACCUCUUAUAGGCCAAGAUUACUGCUAUCAGGAGAGAGAGGUUCUGGUCAAACUUCUCACCUCGCUCCAGCACUAUUGCACUCUCUUGAAAAAUUCUCUGUACACAGGCUAGAUCUGCCAGCACUUUAUUCAGUUAGUGCCAAAACACCUGAAGAAUCAUGUGCACAGAUCUUUCGUGAAGCUCGAAGAACUGUACCAAGUAUUGUUUACAUGCCUCAUAUUGGUGACUGGUGGGAAGCUGUCAGUGAAACUGUGAGAGCUACUUUUCUAACUUUGCUGCAAGACAUACCGUCAUUUUCUCCUAUAUUUCUGCUGUCUACCUCUGAAACCAUGUAUAGUGAAUUACCUGAAGAGGUGAAGUGUAUCUUUAGAAUCCAGUAUGAAGAGGUUUUUUAUAUUCAAAGACCAAGUGAAGAAGACAGACUGAGAUUUUUCCAGGAGUUAAUUCUUAAUCAGGCAUCAAUGCCCCCUCCCAAAAGGAAACAGGCUGCUCUUUGUGCUCUGGAAGUUCUUCCUCUUGCAGUACCGUCUCCUCCCCGCCAGCUCUCAGAAACAGAAAAGCAACGAAUGGAGGACCAGGAGGAGAACACAUUGAGAGAACUGCGGUUGUUUCUCAGGGAUGUUACCAAGAGGCUGGCCACAGACAAACGCUUUAACAUCUUCAGCAAACCGGUGGAUAUUGAAGAGGUUUCAGAUUAUCUUGAAGUUAUCAAAGAACCAAUGGACCUGUCAACAGUAAUAACCAAAAUUGAUAAACACAACUAUUUGACUGCCAAGGAUUUCCUAACAGAUAUUGAUCUCAUCUGUAGCAAUGCAUUGGAAUAUAAUCCAGACAAAGACCCUGGAGAUAAAAUAAUUAGACACAGAGCUUGUACCUUGAAGGACACGGCACAUGCCAUAAUUGCUGCUGAGCUGGAUCCCGAAUUUAAUAAAAUGUGUGAAGAAAUCAAGGAAGCGAGAAGAAAAAGAGGCUUAUCAGUAACAGCAGAGCAAAUAAAUCCUCAUGGUUCCACUGUACGGAAAACAGAAACUAGAGUUGAAGAGGCAUUUCGGAACAAACAAAAAAAUGCAAUAGCAGUUUGGCACAACUCUGCAAAUAAAUGUGCAUUUCGAAUAAGGAGGAAAUCAAGACGACGUUCGCAGUGGGGUAAAGGCAUUAUUAAAAAGAGAAAAGUCAAUUUGAAGAAAGAUGAAGAUGAUGCAAAAUUUGCCUAUGAUGAAAAUCAUGGGGAGGGCAGGAAGCUGCUGGAGAAUGGGGAACUGGAAAUCAGCACAGACUGCAUUGAGGAGAAUGGAGAGGAAAUGGGAGAUCUGUCUAUGACAAAUGAUGAGUCCUCUUGUGAUAUCAUGGAUAUAGAUGCAGAACAGAGACUUAACAAUGGGACAAUAGGAAAAGAAAACAGUUUCGCAUCAACAGAAGAAGAGAGUUCAAAUGAAUCCCUGUUAGUAAAUGACAGUCUUACUGUGAAUGCUGAAAAGGAAUCAAGGAAGGAGUCUCCAUCUAAGUGGGACUGCGUGAAUGGUGAGGCAUCUGCACACAGCUUAGAGGGGAUACCUGUUCCAGAAUGUCAGAAUGGUAAAGCAGAACCAGUUGAUGUUUCAGCAUGUGACAAUGAUGAUGUGCCUCGUAAUGAGCAAAAAGCUGUGUCUGAAGAUCAGCCAAAGGAAAAAACAGAAGCUUCUGGUGAAAAUCAGGGAGCUGAUUUGGUGAAACAGUCUAAUACUGAAGUACCACAAUACAGCAAUAAUGAAAAGACACCAGUGAGCAGCACAGACAUUGAGACUAAAGAUAUUGAACCUGAUAAAGAAGGUGUAUCGAAAUUUAAGAAAUCUCGAAAAGUCACUUUGGAGCCCCCAAAACCUGCAAGUCUGGAGCAGGUUCCGGAGGAGCCACUGGAUCUCAUGCCCCCUCUAAUUGUUGACCAUGACAGAUUAAAGAAACUACUGGAUUUGUUGGUUAAGAGAAGUAACAACCUGACUGUUGACCAACUUGAGAGGCUGUACUCACUCCUUAGUCAGUGCAUCUAUCGGCAUCGUAAAGAUUAUGACAAAUCACAACUUGUAGAGGAAAUGGAAAGAACAGUUCAUAUGUUUGAAACAUUCCUGUGAUGUCUUUGAGAUGGAUGGGUUUAUCCUCUUAAACUGCUCAUGGGAGAGCAGUCUUCUGAGCCAUUCGAUUUCCAAUUGCACCAAGUAUGUGCAGAGCCUUGGUCUUAAGUGCUCGCUCUCUUUCUUUCUGUUAAAUUUGGUGCUAUUGUCUCAGGUACCUGAAACCAACCAGCCUACAAGAACCAAACAGAACUUCAGACAGUUGUAUCUGAUAUAAAUAAAGAAUACAACACCACAACUUGGAGAUUUUUGGUGCUACAGAAACUGCUCUCAUUUCUGCUCCUGUUCUCUCUACAUGCAUUAUCUUUUGGGAAACUUCAGACACAGUGGAGCAGACCAACAAACACAGAACCUGGAUAGAGCAGAUCUAACUAGGUUGAAUUUUUUUAAAUGGACAACUUUUUAAAUUUUCCUUUUCAGUUUUUUUUUUUUUUCUUGUUCUCUGGGGUAAUGGACAGAAACCUGUUUCAAAGAUGGCAGUGAUGCAUUGUGGUAGGAAACUUUAGUAACUGGAUGUACAGUAAUUUGAAAAUGAGGCUCUCUAGAACUGCCUUUAAUGUGCCUUUUUAGUCAAUUGAGAA